AUGACAUUCAACACAAAAUUGAUGCUACCUGUAGCAUUAGGUUUUUCAAUUGUAACUGUGACAGCAUUUGUGGUCUAUUAUGUCUUUAAAAAAGAAGAGGAAGGUGACAAAACUGUAAAAACAUCAAGAGUCAAUGUAAUUGAAUUGCAGGUCCCCAAAAGCAUUAUUCCUGCUUUAAUUGGUCGCAAUGGCUCUAAUAUAAAGGAAAUCGAACAGAAGUCCGGUGCGCUUACGCAUUUUAAGAAGUUUAGUGACAAAGAUUACGAUGUAUGUAUAAUUCGUGGACGGAGCAGUGCAACACAACUUGCCGAAACGAUGAUACAUGACUUCAUUAAACAGCAACCGAUUAUUGUUGCUGAUUCAAUGGAGGUCCCUGGGUGGACUGUCGGCAGAAUUAUUGGCACUGGUGGUGAACAUAUAAACCAAAUAAGCCAUACAAGUGGCGCAAAAGUGAAAGUGGAGUCUUCACCAGGUGGGAACACCAACGAACCACGAAAGAUAUCGUUUAAAGGCUCCAAAGAACAAAUUGAGAAGGCUAAGAAACUUGUUGAUACCAUCGUGGCCCAAGAGAAGUGUAGACGCGAGGUGGAGCAAGCCAAACGUCCCCGUUUGCCCCUCGUCAGUCCAGCUCCCCUGGCCACGCCCGAAACAGGUGAACGCACACCCGCCAAGCAUGUCCGCUAUAAGACGCCUGAACCCCCUGGUCCAUCGAUCGAAGUGUACGUGUCAGCGAUUUCUUCACCUUCGCGAUUUUGGGUGCAAUUCGUCGGUCCACAAGUCGCUCAACUUGAUGAUUUGGUCGCUCAUAUGUCUGAAUUCUACAGCAAUAAGGAUAAUCGUAGUGCUCACGCGUUAAAGUCAGUAUCGGUGGGUCAAGUGGUGGCUGCGGUGUUUCGUCAUGAUGGUCGUUGGUACAGAGCCCGCAUCGAUGAUAUUCGACCGAACGAAUUCGACGCCACACAACAGGUAGCCGACGUGUUUUACUUGGACUAUGGAGAUAGUGAGUACGUCGCAACGCACGAGUUGUGUGAACUGAGAGCUGAUCUUCUUAGACUACGCUUUCAGGCGAUGGAAUGUUUCCUGGCGGGAGUCAAACCGGCUUCCAUGGAGAAGGAGGAACCGAAACCUGGAGACUAUCCGAAAUGGCACCCACAAGCCGUCGAACGAUUUGAAGAACUCUCCCAGGUCGCACGUUGGAAGGCGUUACAAUCAAAGACGUGUACGUAUAAGCGUACGUCUACGCUUCGCGGGGACUUGGAUAGGGAGAUACCAGGGAUAAAGCUGUAUGAUGUCACUGAUGAAGGAUCAGUAGACAUAGGCGAAACAUUAAUAGCCGAAGGAUGGGCUGUGGCCACAACCUCGGGGACAUCUACGCCUCACCACAUCCACUCGCCCCUUACACCUUUUGGGGACUUAUCUAACUCCAGGGUACUAGGAAUGCUCAACCCACGCGCUGCCUCGAUGCCCAAAGACCACAAAGGUGAUAGAGAAAUUUCACCACUUACACGAGAUUCACUUAAAGAUAACCCAACAUCAAAAUCGCUGUCCGACGGUCUCGAGGCAGCAGAUAAGGUUAAGUCAGUCUCAAACUUCGAUCUCUCUUACGACUCAAGUAAACCGACCCCUACUAACGGUUCUCACGAUCUUCUCGAAAGCGAGCGUCGGAUCGAGAAUGAAGUCCCAAAGGGCAACUUGAGGAACGAGAUUAAAGCGAAUAUGAAUAGAAUAGACUCGCAUCAUAGUAAUUUAGACAGUCUUGGGAGACUUGAUAAGUCUUAG
Pieris macdunnoughi is the source of this 1779-nucleotide messenger RNA. The record is from the annotation of a GenBank genome assembly. NCBI's taxonomy places the organism in Eukaryota, Metazoa, Arthropoda, Insecta, Lepidoptera, Pieridae.